Messenger RNA from Somion occarium, 1978 nucleotides. NCBI's taxonomy places the organism in Eukaryota, Fungi, Basidiomycota, Agaricomycetes, Polyporales, Cerrenaceae. The record is from the annotation of a GenBank genome assembly.
AGCGCCUAUUUCUCUGAACACCUUGCUUCUUGCCUCCUACUACCUGCAGCCACCAAUCUAUAUACCACUCCAUACCCAGGAUCUAUUGAUACUCUCUGGUUCUCCAAGCUUAUCAGCAGAACUUAAGCGAACUUUUACUCAAAAUGAACGGACUUGCCGAUGAACUCCUAGCCGAUCUCGAGGGUCUUUCUGAAGGCGAGCAAGAGUAUGAAGACGAGAACCCGCCUGAGGCGAAUGAAGCCGGACCUAGCAAUGGCUUGAAACGCAAAGCGCCAGAGGAUGAGGAGAUGUCAGAUAUAGAAGCCGAGGGAGACGAACAAGAACAGAAGGCAAUAGGUGGACUCAUACUCGAAGGAGGUAUCAAGCCUGCGGAGGAAUUGGAUGUUGAGGAAGUUCAGCGGAUGGAAUUGGGCGGUAUUGAGGACGUUCGCAAAAUUGCUAAGCUUGAGGGGAGCAAACGCAUGAAUGACAUCUUGAAGGAAAUAGAGAAGUACCAGGCGAAACCCAGUACUCCUGAAGAGAUGGCGAGACCAGCACACUCAAAUCCAGAAUAUAGUCUCAUUGUCCAGGCAAACAACUUGUCUGUAGACGUCGACAAUGAAAUUAUGGUUGUUCACAAGUUCAUUCGAGAUCACUAUGCACCCAAAUUCCCGGAAUUGGAACAACUGGUGGCAGAUCCUCCAAUGUAUAUUCGUUCAGUCCGUGCGUUGGGUAAUGCUGAGGAUCCGACCAAGGUCGACCUGCAAGGGGUUCUUCCACCCGCCAUCAUCAUGUCCGUCCUCGUUACUGCCACCACAACGUCCGGACAAACUUUACCAGAGCACGAAUGGCAAGCUGUCCAAAGAGCUUGCGACCUCGCUGAUAGACUAGAGGAAGCACGUAAAAAGAUAUUCAUGUAUGUGAGCUCGCGAAUGAAUGUUCUUGCACCCAACCUAUCCGCUAUCGUUGGUACAACUACAGCUGCGAAAUUACUUGGUGUUGCUGGAGGAUUGAGUGGCCUCGCCAAGAUGCCUGCGUGUAACGUCCACCUCCUCGGCGCACAGAGGAAGAUCGCUGCAGGUUUCUCCUCCAUCAUGCAAAAGAGACAUACCGGUUUCGUGUACCAGUCCGAACUUGUACAGCAGACUCCGCCCGAAUACCAGCUCAAGGUACAGCGCACUAUCGGAGCCAAAUGUGCACUUGCUGCUCGUAUGGACCUUGAACGAAGACGACGAGAUGGCAGUUAUGGUGAAGAGCUAAAGGAGAAGAUCGAGAAACACAUCGACCGUCUCGCCGCUCCACCACCAAGUAAGAUCGUGAAGGCUUUGCCGAUACCCAACGACGGACCCAAGAAGCGACGAGGUGGAAAACGAGCUCGCAAAGCCAAAGAAGCAUAUGCACAGACAGAAUUGCGUAAGAUGCAGAACCGUAUGGCGUUCGGCGAAGCGGAACAGGAGGUGGGCGCUUUCGACCAGACCAAGGGACUCGGCAUGAUUGGCACUGGGAAAGUCAGAGCCAAUGUCGGCGAGGCGAAGAGUCGAGCCAAAUUGUCUAAGGCCAACAAGCUUCGGACGGCAGCCCUGGCGAGAGCAGGGCAGGCGGCAGGCGGCACACAAACCUCUGGAACUGCAACCUCACUUACUGUUACCCCCGUGCAAGGUUCGUUGAUUCUUUAUCUUUAUGUUGAUCGUGCUCAUUUGUUUGCUGCAGGUUUCGAGUUGACGAAUCGGGCAGUGGCAGCUCAGAGGGUGAAGGAAGCCAACGACCGAUGGUUCGCGGGUGGCACUUUCUCAUUCAUGGGCCAGAAGGGUGCUUAACGUCCGCUUGGCACCACCCUGUACAAUUACACUCAUGAUAAUGCUUGUAUAUACAUAUGUAUGUUAUGAUGACCUGUUUUCAUUGUUCCACACAACAAACACGAACAGCAGCUACAGCAAUUAGAUGAACUACUACCUCUUACACAACGAAAACAACGAUGGAAGAAAAGAAAGAGCAUGAA